This is a messenger RNA of Aquila chrysaetos chrysaetos, 486 nucleotides long. Its product is annotated as claw keratin-like. The record is from RefSeq and is a predicted model, not a curated record. Gene Ontology annotation, molecular function: structural constituent of cytoskeleton. The transcript has a single exon. Bases 34 to 423 code for a protein of 129 amino acids. NCBI's taxonomy places the organism in Eukaryota, Metazoa, Chordata, Aves, Accipitriformes, Accipitridae. Gene Ontology annotation, cellular component: intermediate filament.
CUUGUCUUGCAGCUUUACCUCCCGAACCCAAGGAUGUCCUGCUCCAGCCUGUGCGCCCCUUCCUGCGGGGUGGCCGCCCCGGCCCCGCUGGCUGACACCUGCAACGAGCCCUGCGUGCGGCAGUGCCCCGACUCCACGGUGGUGAUCCAGCCCCCGCCCUCGGUGGUCACCUUCCCCGGGCCCAUCCUCAGCUCCUUCCCGCAGUACAGCGUUGUUGGCUCGGCGGGAGCCCCCGGAGUUGGAGGGGGCUUUGGUGGCACUUUUGGAGGCCGCGGCGGUUUUGGAGGCCUUGGGGGCUAUGGAGGCUCUUGGGGCUACGGAGGCUAUGGAGGCCUUGGGGGCUACGGAGGCUACGGGGGUUGCGGAUAUGGCGGCUGGGGCCGAGGCCACAGGUACCUCAACGGCAACUGUGGGCCCUGCUAAGCCCCACACCGGGUCCGGCCACAGAUGAAGGAGAGCUCCAGAAAAGCCCCUGGCACGUGCCGA